Oldenlandia corymbosa var. corymbosa is the source of this 1704-nucleotide messenger RNA. NCBI's taxonomy places the organism in Eukaryota, Viridiplantae, Streptophyta, Magnoliopsida, Gentianales, Rubiaceae. The record is from the annotation of a GenBank genome assembly.
AUGGGGCGUAAAGUGAACCAAAAAGGCAUCCUUCUUGGGUUUCUUGUGAUUUCAUUUGCCAAGUUUCUGUCUUGCGAAGCUAAGACUCAUCACUACUCAUUCAAUAUUAAAGAAGCUCCAUAUACAAGACUGUGCAGCACGAAGAGCAUUUUAACUGUAAACGGUCAAUUUCCAGGCCCAGGGCUACACAUCCGGCAAGGAGAUACCGCCAUCAUUCAUAUCCGAAAUGAAGCAGACGAAAACAUCACUAUACAUUGGCAUGGAGUUAAACAGCCGAGAAAUCCAUGGUCAGAUGGUCCGGCAUAUAUCACACAAUGUCCAAUUAUGCCUGGAAAAUCAUUCACCCAAAAAAUCGAACUCUCUGAUGAAAUUGGAACAAUGUGGUGGCAUGCACAUAGUGAUUGGUCUAGAGCUACAGUUCAUGGCAUGAUUGUCAUUCAUCCCAAAAGCGGAGACCAUUACCCAUUUCCUCGAGCUCAUGCCGAAGUCCCCAUCCUCUUAGGUGAAUGGUGGAAGAGUGAUGUGGAUGCCGUUCUUAAGGAAUUCAAAAUUAAUGGAGCCCCUCCAAAUGUAUCCGAUGCGUUCCUCAUAAAUGGUCAACCUGGUGAUCUUUAUCCAUGCUCCAAAUCAGAUACAUUUAAGUUGGUUGUGGAAUAUGGCAAGACCUAUUUGCUCCGAAUACUAAAUACAGCAAUGAAUAACAUCCUUUUCUUCUCCAUUGCAAAUCAUCAAAUGACAGUGGUAGCAUCAGAUGGAAGCUACACAAAGCCAUUCCAAACAAACUACAUUUCAAUAUCACCUGGACAAACCCUAGAUGUCUUGUUAGAAGCCAAUCAAACACCAAAUCACUAUUACAUGGCUGCCAAGGCUUAUCAUAGCAACCCUAUAGUCGAAUUCGAUAAUUCAACGACAACUGGAAUCAUCGAAUAUAUUGGAAACUACACUCCAUCUUCAUCUCCAUACUUCCCUGAAAAUCUCCCAAUCUUUAAUGAUACAAAAGCAUCCACUUCUUUUUUAGCAUCCUUAAGAAGCUUAUCAACUCCAGUUGAUGUCCCUUUAGAAAUUGAUACUAAACUUUUUUUUACAUUCUCAAUAAAUUUACAACCUUGUGAAAAAAACCACACUUGCGCAGGACCACUAGGGGAAAGAUUACUAGCAAGCAUAAAUAACAUUAGCUUCCUCGAACCUCAAAUUGAUAUACUUCAAGCUUAUCAUAGUGGGUUGUUAGGAGUAUACAAUGAUCAUUUCCCUGACUCACCGCCUUUGAAAUUCAAUUUCACGUCGAAUAAUCUUCCGCCUUCUCUGUUUAUACCUAAUCGAGGAACUAGUGUUAAGGUUCUCGAAUAUAAUUCAAAUGUUGAGAUUGUUUUCCAAGGAACUAGUGUUGUUGCAGCUCUUGAUCACCCUAUUCAUUUACAUGGACAUAGCUUUUAUGUCAUUGGUUCGGGUAUCGGAAACUUUAAUGAGAAGAAGGAUCCUUUGAGCUAUAACCUUGUUGACCCUCCUUUAAUGAACACAAUUGCUGUCCCCAAAGAUGGCUGGACAACCAUUAGAUUCAAGGCCAAAAAUCCCGGGGUUUGGCUGAUGCAUUGCCAUAUUGAGCGUCACAACACUUGGGGGAUGCAGAUGGUUUUCAUUGUUAAGAAUGGGAAAGGAUUGGGAGAACAAAUGCUUCCGCCGCCUCCAAAUAUGCCACCAUGUUAA